Scophthalmus maximus (turbot) is the source of this 5311-nucleotide messenger RNA. It is a transcript of the gene top2a, whose product is annotated as DNA topoisomerase II alpha. Lineage: Eukaryota; Metazoa; Chordata; Actinopteri; Pleuronectiformes; Scophthalmidae. Gene Ontology annotation, molecular function: DNA topoisomerase type II (double strand cut, ATP-hydrolyzing) activity; DNA binding; ATP binding. Gene Ontology annotation, cellular component: nucleus. The coding region runs from base 162 to 4910 and encodes 1582 amino acids. The transcript is spliced from 35 exons. Gene Ontology annotation, biological process: resolution of meiotic recombination intermediates; DNA topological change; sister chromatid segregation. The record is from RefSeq and is a predicted model, not a curated record.
CGAAGUUUUGAAUUUUCUAACGGCGGUCCUCUCGAAUCUCCACUUUUCCACAUUUCGGCGCAGCCAGGCAGCAGUUGUUGUCCGGAGUUAGCUAGUCACAGACGUGUUUUGUUUUUUUUAGUUAUUGCAAGCGCUAGAGUUUGGCGGUAAAUACAGGAAUAAUGGCCGACCCACUGAAGCAGACCUUCUUUGAAAACAAGCCGGUGGAGAAGACGAAGAAAGACCCUAAGCGUCUGUCAGUGGAGAGGAUCUAUCAGAAGAAGACGCAGCUGGAGCACAUCUUGCUUCGACCGGACUCCUACAUAGGCUCCGUGGAGCCUGUCACCCAACAAAUGUGGGUGUAUGACGAGGAGGCUGGACUGAACUGUCGUGACGUCACGUUUGUGCCCGGGCUCUACAAGAUUUUUGAUGAGAUCCUUGUAAAUGCAGCUGACAAUAAGCAGAGGGACAAGAGCAUGUCCUGCAUCAAAAUUAAUAUUGAUGUUGAAAACAACACCAUCAGUGUAUGGAAUAAUGGGAAGGGUAUUCCGGUGGUGGAGCACAAGGUGGAGAAGGUCUAUGUGCCUGCUCUCAUCUUCGGACAGCUCCUCACCUCCAGCAACUAUGAUGACGAGGAGAAGAAAGUCACUGGUGGACGUAACGGAUAUGGUGCUAAGCUUUGCAACAUCUUUAGCACAAAGUUCACUGUGGAGACUGCCUGUAAAGAGUCAAAGAAGGUGUUCAAGCAGACUUGGUAUGACAACAUGGGCCGGACAGCAGAUCCGAACAUCAAAUCCUUUGACGGAGAGGAAUACACCUGUAUCACCUUCAGGCCAGAUCUUCCUAAGUUCAAGAUGAGCACCUUGGACAAAGACACACUGGCUCUGUUGACCAGGAGGGCCUACGACAUUGCUGGAGCCAGCAAGGGUGUCCGUGUGUUCCUCAAUGGCAAGAGGCUACCAGUUACGGGUUUCCGUAGCUAUGUGGACAUGUAUGUGAAGGACAAGGUGGAUGAGCUUGGCGACGCCCUCACUGUGGUCCACGAGACCGUCAACGAGCGCUGGGAGGUGUGCCUCACCAUGAGCGAGAAAGGUUUCCAGCAAGUCAGCUUUGUCAACAGUAUUGCCACGACCAAGGGAGGGAGGCACGUUGACUAUGUGGCUGACCAGGUGGUUGGAAAGCUUAUUGAAGUGGUGAAGAAGAAGAACAAAGCUGGGGUCGCCGUCAAGCCUUUCCAGGUGAAGAACCACAUGUGGCUGUUUGUCAACUGUCUGAUUGUGAAUCCCACGUUCGACUCUCAGACCAAAGAGAACAUGACACUGCAGCAGAAGAACUUUGGGUCCACCUGUCAGCUCGGUGACAAGUUUAUCAAACAGGCCACAUCCUGUGGGAUUGUGGAAAGCAUAAUGAACUGGGUGAAGUUCAAAGCUCAAUCCCAACUCAACAAGAAAUGCUCAGCUGUCAAACACACAAAAAUCAAAGGGGUGCCUAAACUAGAUGAUGCCAAUGAUGCAGGUGGGAGGAACUCCAUCAGCUGCACACUGAUCCUUACUGAGGGAGACUCGGCCAAGACGCUGGCCGUGUCUGGGCUGGGAGUUGUCGGCAGGGACCGCUAUGGCGUCUUUCCGCUGAGAGGAAAAAUGCUCAACGUCCGGGAGGCGUCACACAAGCAGAUCAUGGAGAACGCUGAGAUCAACAACAUCAUUAAGAUCCUUGGUCUUCAGUACAAGAAGAACUACAGCGACCCGGAAUCCCUCAAGAGUCUGCGUUAUGGCAAGAUCAUGAUCAUGACAGAUCAGGAUCAAGAUGGCUCCCAUAUCAAGGGCUUGCUGAUCAACUUCAUUCACCAUAACUGGCCGUCAUUGCUGCGCCAUAACUUCCUGGAAGAGUUCAUCACCCCCAUCAUCAAGGCAACUUACAAGAAAAACCAGCUGUCUUUCUACAGUAUACCUGAAUUCAAUGCAUGGAAGGAUAGCCAGUCCAACCACAAAUCUUGGAGAAUCAAAUACUACAAAGGUUUGGGAACCAGCACAUCGCAGGAGGCAAAGGAGUACUUCUCUGAUAUGCAGAGACACCGUAUCCCAUUCAAGUACGCCGGGCCUGAAGACGAUGAAGCUAUCACCCUUGCCUUUAGCAAGAAGAAAGUGGAUGAGCGAAAAGAGUGGCUGACAAAUUUCAUGACCAACAGGCGCCAGCGCAGGGAGCACAACCUGCCUGAGGAGUACCUGUACGGUCAGUCCACAAAGUCCCUCUCCUACAAUGACUUUGUCAACAAGGAGCUGGUUCUCUUCUCCAACUCUGAUAACGAGAGGUCAAUUCCCUGCCUCGUGGAUGGUCUAAAGCCUGGCCAGAGGAAGGUGUUGUUCUGUUGCUUCAAAAGAAAUGACAAGCGCGAAGUCAAGGUGGCCCAGUUGGCUGGCUCAGUGGCUGAGAUGUCGGCCUACCACCAUGGAGAGAUCUCUCUGAUGAUGACCAUUGUUGGUUUGGCCCAGAACUUUGUGGGAAGCAACAACAUGAACCUGCUGCAGCCUCUGGGUCAGUUUGGAACCCGGCUGCACGGGGGCAAGGACUCUGCCAGCCCUCGAUACAUCUUCACCAUGCUCAGCCCUCUGGCGCGACUUGUUUUCCCACCCGUGGACGACAACCUGCUCAAGUACAACUACGACGACAACCAGCGUGUAGAGCCAGAGUGGUACAUGCCCAUCAUCCCCACUGUGCUGGUGAACGGUGCUGAGGGUAUCGGCACAGGCUGGGCCAGCAAGAUCCCAAACUAUGACAUACGAGAGAUCAUCAACAACAUCAACCGUAUGCUCAAUGGCGACGAGCCUCUGCCCAUGCUUCCAAACUACAAAGGCUUCAGAGGUACAAUUGAGCAGGUGAUGGACAACCAGUACAUGAACAGCGGAGAGGUCGCCAUCAUUGACUCCACUACCAUUGAGAUCUCUGAAUUGCCCGUCAAAUCUUGGACGCAGGCCUACAAGGAGAACGUGCUGGAGCCGAUGUUGAAUGGCACUGAGAAGGUCCCUCCUCUGAUCACAGACUAUAAGGAGUACCACACCGACGCCACUGUGCGCUUUGUGGUCAAGAUGACGGAAGACAAGCUGAGGGAGGUGGAAGCUGCUGGCCUCCAUAAAGUCUUUAAACUGCAGAGUCCUCUCACAUGCAAUUCUAUGGUUCUGUUUGACCAUGUUGGCAGCUUGAAGAAGUACGAGUCUGUGCAGGACAUCCUCAAGGACUUCUUUGAGUUGAGGAAGAAAUACUAUGUGCUGAGAAAGGACUGGUUGGUUGGCAUGCUGGGAGCAGAGAGCGCCAAGCUCACCAACCAGGCCCGAUUCAUCCUGGAGAAAAUCCAGGGCACCUUGGUCAUUGAAAACAAGCCAAAGAAGGAACUGAUCCGCAUGCUUCAGCAGAUGGGCUACGACUCUGACCCAGUCAAGGCUUGGAAACAGGCUCAAGAGAAGAAUGAGGAGGAGAUUGAUGAUGAAGAGGAGGAGGGAACGGAGAAGGAGGACUCCAGUGGGCCGGACUACAACUACCUGCUGAGCAUGCCCAUGUGGUACUUGAGCAAAGAGAAGAAAGAGGAGCUGUGCAAACAGAGGGAUGCUAAGUUGACAGAGCUGGACACCCUGAAGAAGAGGAAUCCAGAAGACUUGUGGAAGGAAGAUCUUGCUGCUUUCUCCGAGGAACUGGAGAGAGUUGAGGCAAAGGAUAAGGAGAAUGCCAUCAUGCCCCGUGUUAAGGGGACCGGAAAAGGCAAAGCAGUGAAGGUGAAACAGGAGACUAUGCCCACGCCCCAGGGACGCCGCGUCAUCCCCCGCGUUACCAGUACCAUGAAAGCUGAAGCCAACAGGAAGGCUGACAUUAAAAAAGGAGAAGGCAAGAGGGGCAGGAAAAUCAAGAGUGAAAACUUGGUGAUGAAGAUGGAGUUUGGAGAAGAUGCAGAGGACGCAGAGAACGCAGAGCCGAGUGAGGAGCUUGGCUUGGCUGCACGACUGAGCAAGAAAACUAAAGCUCAGCCGAAGGAAAAAGUAUCAAAGACAGGCAAGCAGACCACUCUUCAGUUCAAGACUGCUACGAAGAAGCCCAAGAAGAGCCCGUGGUCAGACGACGAGUCCGAAGACAAACAGUCCAGCAGCGAGAUGGAGGCGGCGGAGGACGUUGUUGCCCCCAGGGAGCGCGUUGAACGUAAAACUAAAGCUGCCGUGAAGUACAGUUUGUCCGACAGCGAGGAUGAGUUUGGUGACUGGGGGAAGAAGGAUGCUCCAAAACACAAAGCUGUCAUCAGUGACGAUGACACCAGCUUCGCCCCGGAGCCCAGCACCAUGGCGGACAGCGAUGUGGACUCUCCAGCGCCACCUCCAAAAGCCCCAGAACCUGCGAAUAAAGUGACAAAGAGCAAAACGUUGAAAAAAGCUGAAACCAAGUCGAGCUCUCAAUCAGACGAUCAGGUGCCUGCACCCAAGGCUCCAGUUCAACGUAAAACCAAAGAGGCUGUCCCCAAGAAAGCUGCUGCUGCCAGGAAACCAGCUGCAGCCAAGAAAAAGGCUGCAGAUGUGAAGCAGCCGUCCAUCCUGGAAGCUCUGUCUAAGCCCAAACCUUCAUCCCGCACUGCUGCCAAGACGGUCCCUUCGUUUGGAUCCAGUGACUCAGAAGGUGAAGCCAAACCUGCAGUUAAAAAAGCGAAGCCCGUUCUCAAGCGCAAACAGGUCGUCAGCGACGACUCCGACAGUAGCUCUGGCGACCUCAUGUCUCGCCUCAAGGCCAAGACGACCGCCGGCAGCAAGAAACCUAAGAAAUGGGAAGAGGAUGACAGCUUCCAGGUGUCAGACGAGGAGGCAGCAGCUCCCAAGGCUGCGGCACCGCGGGACAAGCCCUCUCGCACCCGCAAACCUGUGACCUACAACCUGGACUCGGACUCUGAUGAAGACUAGAUUUAGCCUCUGUGUCAGUGUCCAUUUGAACUUGGUUGAUUUUUAGGCUUUUGUAUUAAAGACAGGUUCUUUAGUAAGUUAUACAUAUAUCUUGUGCCACUUUUAUCACUUGAAGUAUGGUUGGCUGUACACUCGUGGCUUAAAUGGAUCUCAGUCCUGUGGUCUGUAUAAGCUAUAAAAAAAUCAGAUUUAUUGCACAGCAAAAGAAAAACUGAAAUAAGAAAAUUUGCAUCUGUUCUGCUUGGACAUGGUUCUACCUUCGUGCAGGUCAAGCACAUUUCUCUGUCACAUGUCUCUUGAAAGUUUCCUCUUUUGUAAUCCACUUGUGUUUUGUCUUUGUAAAUAUUUCAAUGGCAGUUCAUUUUAUAUGUUGAAAAAUAAAGCUGAUGUGUUACUACCAA